Molecule: messenger RNA, 552 nt
Organism: Aaosphaeria arxii CBS 175.79
Lineage: Eukaryota; Fungi; Ascomycota; Dothideomycetes; Pleosporales
Product: COX4-domain-containing protein
Exons: 3
Coding region: 1-552 (183 amino acids)
Biological process (GO): mitochondrial electron transport, cytochrome c to oxygen
Source: RefSeq, a predicted model, not a curated record
AUGAUGCGCUCCUCCGUCAUCCGGGCCUCCAAGUGCUCGGCUUCGAUCAUCCCAUCGACCGCAACCCGUCAAGCUGCCCGUGUCCCUCGCGCUGCCUCCAUCGUCUGCGCCCAGCAACAACAGACCCGUUCGGCCCACGCCAUCUCUAACCCAACCCUCGCCAGCAUCGAGAAGCGAUGGGAGGACAUGCCCCCCCAGGAGCAGGCCGAUUUGUGGAUGUCGCUUAGGGAUCGCAUGAAGGUCGACUGGAAGGAGUUGACCCUCCAGGAGAAGAAGGCUGCUUACUACAUCGCUUUCGGUCCCCAUGGCCCACGACGACCCCCUCCUGCGGAUGAGGGCCGCAAGGUCUUCCUCAUGACCACCGCCGUUGUCGGCGCUGCCAUUGCUGUCUUCUCUGCUACCCGUCUCUUGGCCAACCCCCAGCGACCGCACACAAUGACCAAGGAGUGGCAGGAGGCCUCAGAGGAGUACUUGAAGGCACAAGGCUCUGAGCCCAUCACCGGCUACAAGGGCAUGUUGGUCCAGUCUCCUCCCGGCAAGAAGGAUGAGUAA